AUGCAUUUUUCAUAUCAUAAAUCGUACAUUCGACUUUGGUGGCGUCGACAAGUUUUUCGUUUUCGGCGUUUAUCACCCAUAUGGUUUGUUAUAAUAUUUACUUGCAUAUUAUUCCUUAUUAUUAUGGUGCCAAAUCCAUUUUCUGCUCAAUAUAGACGAAUUUCAAUUGAUCAAGAUGUUCAUUGGAAGAAUGUCAAAGAAAUAUUAGAAGUUAAAGAACAAAUUUUUCAAAAUGAAACAUUAGUAAAUAAUGUCAAAGUUAUUAAACAUGGAAAUGACCAACGACAAAUUACUUCCACUAUCCUCAUUGUUCUUUACACUACAAUUUUUCGUGAUAAAAAAUUCUGUUCAUAUUCUAUUAAUCGUAUUUUUGGUAAAUCUUGUCCAUCAAAACAUCGUUGUUUAUGGUCAUGUGAUCAUGAAAAAUUUCGUGAAGCUGAUGCAUUGAUAUUUCAUGCUUAUGACAUUCCAUUGUAUCGAGCACCGAUGCCAAGUCGUUCCGAAACAAAACCCGAUUCUGUUUGGAUUCUAUGGUCAGAUGAACCUCCUUCCAUAAUUCAAUAUGCUCUAUUUAAAUCGUAUCAUUUUAAUUGGACAAUAAGUUAUAAACUAAAUAGUGAAGUAUCUAUUGCUACAUAUGGUUUAUUUAGUAAACGAGAUAAUCCAUUAUCAGAUAACGAAUAUCAACAAUGGAUUAGAAAACAAUUCUCGGAUCGAGCAAAUGGUGCAUUAUGGUUUGUUUCAAAUUGUAAUGCAAAAAAACGUUUAGAAUUAUUUUAUAAUUUAAAACAUGCAUCAGAAUUAUUGAUUGAAGGUUAUGGCCGGUGCGUAGAUUAUUAUCCAAUUCAUUUAUGUGGUUCAUCUAGUCAAUGUGAAUAUGAUUAUAUGUCAAAGUUUAAAUUUUAUUUAAGUUUCGAGUCGAAUACAUGCCGAGAUUAUAUAACUGAAAAAUUUUAUAAAGCAUUUUAUUACGGUCUCAUACCGAUUGUUUAUGGACCUGAAAGAAGUGAUUAUAAUCGUGUGGCACCAAAGGAUUCAUUUAUACAUACGGAUGAUUUCGAUCAAGAUAUGAAUAAACUUGCGACUCAUUUAGAAGAAAUUCAUUCGAAUUUAACUGUAUUUUCGAUGUAUCAUGAAUGGAGAAAAAAUUAUGAAAUUAUUAUUGAUGGUAAAGCAUUAGAACGUGUACGUAUGUGUGAAUUAUGUCAGCGAUUGGUCAAUAUACGAAAAGGUGAAAUGAUUUAUUAUGAGAAUAUUGAUAAAUUUUAUAAUGAUAGAUGUGAUUAUAUGUAA
Rotaria sp. Silwood1 is the source of this 1293-nucleotide messenger RNA. NCBI's taxonomy places the organism in Eukaryota, Metazoa, Rotifera, Eurotatoria, Philodinida, Philodinidae. The record is from the annotation of a GenBank genome assembly.